AUGGCCAAGCUGCUGCCUCCUCACCGUGGACUGGGACUCGGCCCACGGCCCCACACGGCUCCGAUCCCUACCACACACCUCUUCAGAGGAAGACAGACAGGUGAGGUACCCGGGAAGACAUGGAUCCAGACACACAGGGUCCACCCAGUAACCAACCAUCCACUCACCCUGGACAAGGUGGAGCCUCUGAUUCAUGGCAGCCUGGCACAAAUCAAGUCAGCCUUCAUAGCAGUGGAUCCCGAUGGGACAGGGCUGGUGAGCAAGGAGGAGUUCAGACGAGUCCUCGAGGGGCUGCUGUGCAUCAGCCAGAACCAGCUCGACACUCUGGUCCACAAGGUGUGUGAGAGGAGCGGGGAAGCGGUGGACUACAUGCAGUUCCUGAGGAGCUUCAGGCAAGCCCCCGCGGCCCGCAGAGCCUGCAGCAGAGGCGGCAGCGCAAGUUCUCUCAGGCGUGGCCCACAGAACGCCUCCAUGUCCCUGUGUGACAUGCAGAAGCAUCUCAAAGAUAAGAUCGGAGGCAACCUGACGACCGUGAUCAGAGCGCUGCGGCUGUUUGACUACAACCGAGAAGGACACAUCCAGCAGCACGAGUUCCGCCGCAUCCUGGACAACUACUGCAUCCACCUGACAGACAAGGAGUUUCAGAGGUUGUGGAAUCACUACAGUCCCAGAAACAUGUCCACCAUUUCCUACGAACACUUCCUGGAGGAGCUAGGCUUUGGUGACAGCCAUGACUUCAGGAUUGCUCCAGUCUGCACUAAGCUAGAGCCGUCCAGCCGAGGGACCACUCCGCCUGAGACCAUCAAACAGAGGACGCAGAGACCAGGAUCUCUGUCCAGCUCAUCAGUCCUUCCACACAGGAAGCUGCAGUCUCUCUUCUACGACAAGAUGUGUAUGAACUCUACCCCGGUGUGGCAAGCGCUGCAGGCCUUUGACACCACCCACUCUGGCCUGGUAGAACAGGAUGUCCUCAGGGCCGUUCUUAGCAGCUUUAUGUUUCCCAUGAACCCUCACUCCUUCCAGAAGCUUACCAGCCGCUACGGUGUGAGAGCAACAGGGCCAGUGAGGUGGAAGCACUUCUUGGGCCACUUCACGAGCCCGCUCAAAGAAGAGGGCGCUGCAGAUCUUCCCCCUGAGAGGGCCUUCCAGCAGCCUUCCCCAGAUGACUUGCAUGUACAGAGCAUUUACCCUCGACUGAAAGACAUCCUCCAUCUGUUGGACACGAAGGAGGCAGACUGCUUCACCCGGGCAGACCUGCGACAUUUGCUGGAGAAAGCAGGUGGGACUCAGCCCCGAAACACCCGGGCCCGUCUCCUUCCUUCCCAGAUCACAGAGCUGCUCAACGCACUGGACCCUGAACACACCGGGGUCAUCCCGAUGGCCAACCUGGAGAGACUCAACCCCAACAUCAGCUCUGCUCCCAGCGCGGCACCACCACCCUCCCCGGCUAACACUGCUGAGCCUCUGGAUGUCCCUGAGAUGGCUGAACACACUGCUCUCAGUUCAGUGCUGGCAGCUCUGGCGCUGUGUGACCCUCAGCGCACCGGAUACGUCACACAGGAAGAUCUGAGGAAGGUCUUAAGCUGCUAUGGCAUGCCCAUCACAGACACACACUUCAGCAAGCUCUGUGAGACCUCCAGCUCAAGACAUGGCAACUCUUCGGAGCUGGUUUGUUACACCGGCUUUCUCAGAAACCUGGGAGUACCACUAGCACAUGAAACACACACAUCCUCAUCCCACAAAGAGAGUUACCGUAAUGACAGGCCGCGCACAUCACGUCUGUCGAGCCCACAGUCAGUCAAAGGGCAGCGGCCUCCUUCCAGCCUGCGUGUCGGUCCAGACACCUGCAACAUCCUGGACAUCAUUUUCCAGAGGAUGAGACUGAGGUUGGAGCAGCGGCACACCAGCCUGACUGACCGCAUCCAGGCCGUCACCCACAGCUCUGAUGGGACGCUGUCAGAGGCAGAUCUACGGAAAGUCCUAGAGGACAGCUGGGUCAUGUUGGACGAGAGGAAUUUCAGCAGGUUCACUGAGCUGCUGGGCGUCCGGAACGGGCAGAUCGAGAGCUCGGCGUUCCUCACCAAGUACGAGGAGGCCAUAGCCAGAGGCGGGCAGCAGGCCUCUGAGGGUCAUGGGGAAAAGGAUGAGGUCGACCCCCAGCUUAUGUCUGCGGAGCAGUGCCUGGCUGCCAUGAAGACCAGGAUCAGGACCAUCCAUGGGGACAACCUGACGGCAUUCCGCCUGAUGGACAGGAAGCGCAAAGGCGUGGUCGACUGCCAUGAUUUCAGACUGCUGUACAACAGCCUGGGAUUUUUCUGCGGGGAGGAAGAGUACCAGCGGCUACUGGAUCUGACUGGCCUGCGUCCCGGAGGCAACCUCAACUACGCAGAAUUUGUUGAUGUUGUUGAAAAUAACGGCAAACGCAAACAAGGGACUCAGAGAGCUAGUGUACAAGAGCAGCUCCACGAACUCCUGGCCCGUGACGCACGCUACAAGUGGACAGACAUGUCUAAGGUGCUGUGCCAGUUUGACGCAGACGGCCACGGUUGGAUCCAAAAACAGAGCCUGAGGAGACUCCUCUUCACCUACGCCCUUCCCCUGAGAUCUGAUGAGUUUGACCAGCUUUGGUCAAGGUAUGACCCAGAGUGGCGGGGUUGCGUAGCGGUAUGUGACUUCCUGGAAAAGCUGGGGUUUCAUCACGAGGAGCAAAUCAGGCCUCAGAGCCGGAAGCUGAACCGAAGUGUCGCCCAACAGGACACUGACAGACCGGUUUCCUCUGAUGCUGCCUCACCAGAGUGUUCACACCCAGAUCUCCUUCUUCUUAGCCUCCUCCAGGUCUUCCUGGGAGAUCCUGAAGCUUUCCCAGAGUAUCAGCUCAAUGUUUCCACGGGUGAAAACUGCAAGAGGCUGUCUUACAUGGAUUUCCUGUCUUCGUUUGACCAUAAAGCAGAGAAGAAGAAGCACGAGCCUCCUCCUGUGUCCCCUGAUGCUGUGCGUCAGAUAGAGUCUUUGGACAGCCUCAGCCCGGGCAUGGCUCUGGCUAGGAUGCGAGAACUAGUCACUGCCUCAGCACCUAAUCUGUACAAGGCGUUCUUAGCCUUUGACCGGAGUGGGACAGGGACGGUUAAAGCGCUGGAAUUUCGUCAGGUGCUACAUAAUUUUUGUGCCCGCCUGUCAGAUAAACAGCACCGAUACAUGCUGACUAAACUGGAGCUGGACUGUGAGAACUGCACUGUUAACUGGAAGGACUUCCUUAACAAGUUCCAAUCACAGAGCGCAGUGGUGAAUGUCAGCAGCAGGUACCUGACUAGGAUCAUGGGGCAAAUGACUAAAACUAGAUCCCCUAUCCAGACUAAGACCUCUGAAACCACAGAGCAGCUGCAGCAAAUCCAGAAAGGCUUCUCUUGUCACUUGUAUGAAAUUACCAAAGAGCUGGUGGGUUUGGACCCCUCCAACAGCACGUCAGUCUCUAAAGAACAGUUCAGACAGCUUUGUGAUUGCCACUGCCUGAGACUCAUAAAUGAUCAGUUUGAGCGUGUGUGGAGUCAGAUGCCUGCGAAUGAGCAGAGGAAGCUGCAGUGCAGAGAGCCUCUGAAGCGUGCUGGUGCUCUGGACGAGACCCCCCACACAGAAGCAGCAUCGCCUUCCCCUGAGCCCCGAGAUACAAAGUCUUGUUGUCCAGAUAUUGCAGGUGCCACUCUGCAACGCACUAAGUCGGCCCCCCAGUGCACCUCCAGGCGUCCUGCCUCAGUGGGGAGGCCGGGAACAGGAAGCCCGCUGGGCAGCGUGGAGAGGAGGCUGCGUGGGGCGGUGCAGCGCUGCUGGAGGGAGAUCCAGAGGAACUGUACCAAGGAGGAUCCUCAGCAAGAGGGACACAUCAGCGCUGCCUCUUUCCUGGACAUCCUCCGAUCUCUCGGCAUCGAUUUGACUCGGGAGCAGCUCGUGCAGCUGGCCGUGAAGUUUGACAUCAUGAAUAAUGGCUGUGUUUCAUAUCACAACUUCCUCCGUCACUUCCUCCUGAACCUAAAGCCAGCAGAGGCCAAGAGGGCGUUUGAGCGACGUGAACUCCCUCUUCCUGUUACGACGAGCCAGGGGGUUCUGAGCAAAGACUGUGUGAAGGUCAUGCUGAGGAUCUACGGCGUGGUGCGCUCCUCCUGGACCUCCGUCAGACGCCGCUUCCUGACGGCUGACCGCACCCGCGCGGGAACUGUCUCCGUGCAGGACUUCAGGAAGGUGCUGCGUCAUUUCAGCGUCCAUCUCUCAGAGGAGGAGUUCUUCCACCUCAGCUCUUAUUUUGAUGCCAACACCACAGGGAAGAUCUGCUACAACAGCUUCCUCUGGGCUUUUCUUCACUGA
Molecule: messenger RNA, 4356 nt
Organism: Chelmon rostratus (copperband butterflyfish)
Lineage: Eukaryota; Metazoa; Chordata; Actinopteri; Chaetodontiformes; Chaetodontidae
Gene: efcab6
Product: EF-hand calcium binding domain 6
Exons: 30
Coding region: 1-4356 (1451 amino acids)
Cellular component (GO): nucleoplasm
Molecular function (GO): calcium ion binding
Source: RefSeq, a predicted model, not a curated record